AUGUCCGCUACUAUAAAUUUUGAUAAUGCUAUACCUGGGAAAGUUACGAUUUAUGAUUUUCCUCCUGGUCCAUAUCCAUGCAGAGUACAAAUUGCUUUACAUGAAAAGAAAUUACAUGAUUUAGUUGACUUUGAAUUCGUUAACCUUUAUAAGGGCGAACACAAAACUGACGAAUUCUUGAGGACGAAGAAUUACUCUGGUACUUUACCAGUUAUGGAAUUUGCAGAUGGGUCGCUACUUUCCGAAUGUACAGCUAUUACUGAAUACAUCGAUAAUCUUGAUGGGAACCCUAUUUUAACAGGUACUACGCCAUUUGAAAAGGGACAAAUCCAUAUGAUGACAAGAAGAGUCGAAUUUGAAUUUCUUGAAGCUAUCAGUCUUUACUUUCAUAAUGCUACCCCGGGAUUAGGACCUACUGUUGAAAAGUAUCAGAAUCUUGAAUGGGGGUUACGCCAGAGAGACAGAGGUAUUAGAGGUAUGCAUUUCUUGAAUUCACUUUUACAGAAGCAACCGUAUAUUGCAGGUGAUAAGUUUUCAAUGGCUGAUAUUGCAUGUAUUGGAGGAUUUGUCUUUCUAAGUGUGGUAAAAUUGGAACCUCCAAAGGAAUGCAAGGCACUUUUAGAAUGGUUUGAUAGAGUCAAUGAACGUCCUAGUGUUCAAGAAUUUUUUAAGAUGGCAAAUUCUUUUGAAUUACCUGCUUAA
Molecule: messenger RNA, 702 nt
Organism: Scheffersomyces amazonensis
Lineage: Eukaryota; Fungi; Ascomycota; Pichiomycetes; Serinales; Debaryomycetaceae
Product: glutathione S-transferase domain-containing protein
Exons: 1
Coding region: 1-702 (233 amino acids)
Cellular component (GO): cytoplasm
Source: RefSeq, a predicted model, not a curated record